GAACCAGUCAGCUGAGAUAUACCAAGUGGUGGUGGGUGGACAUAAGUUCUUGGACUGGGCAACACACACCAAGUUGUUCAACGUGUCAAAGAUUAUACUCCAUCCUAAUUACACACAGGAGGAAGACCUCACUGGGGACAUUGCUUUAGUUAAACUGCCAUCCCCUCUCAUUUUCACUGACUACGUCCGCCCUGUCUGCCUACCAGAUUCCUCUGUAAAAUUCCCUCAGGAUGCAAACUGCUCGAUCACUGGAUGGGGAGCUAUUCAAGAAAAAGUUGAUCUGCCUGAGCCACUAACCCUCCAGGAACUGAAAGUGCCACUCAUAAAUCAAUCAUUUUGCAACAUUCUGUAUAACACUGGUGGAAAUGACUCAAUGGGCAAGGAUCCUAUCAAGCAUGAUAUGAUCUGUGCUGGUUAUGUGGAAGGUAAAAAGGAUUCAUGUAAGGGCGACUCAGGAGGGCCCCUCGUGUGCAAGCUGCAUGAAUUCUGGAUCCAGGCUGGCGUUCAGAGCUGGGGACAUGGGUGUGCCCGAGCCAGCUAUCCCGGCGUCUAUGCUUCCACAACUUUCUAUGCCAAAUGGAUUGAUGAGACAUUGGCUGCCAAUAGUGGAAGGCAGAAUGGCAGAUGGCCCAGCACCUUCAUGGUCACACUGUUCUGGCUGUCUUCUGCAGCAGUGCUCCAUUGA
Molecule: messenger RNA, 685 nt
Organism: Varanus komodoensis (Komodo dragon)
Lineage: Eukaryota; Metazoa; Chordata; Lepidosauria; Squamata; Varanidae
Product: serine protease 27-like
Exons: 3
Biological process (GO): proteolysis
Molecular function (GO): serine-type endopeptidase activity
Source: RefSeq, a predicted model, not a curated record